GGGCACGACUCGGCCGUCAGCGCUCUGGUCAUCUCUCCAGAUGGGCGGUGGGUAGCGACGGCCUCCAAGGAUUCCACCGUUAUCCUGUGGGAUGCCCGAGACGCAUGCAUCUCGCAAGAGUGGUUCGCCCACGACGGGAAGGUCUGGGAUCUCGCAUUCUCCCAAGACAGUCGACACCUCGCGUCUGCAGGCAAAGAUGAGAAGGUCGCCAUCUGGGACAUCAGCGGCACAUCACACCAAGUCGUUGCCCUCGAAGGUCACUCGAGUAUCGUCGAAGGCUGCGCCUGGUCUAGCGACGGUGCCUACAUCGCAUCCCGAGACAGCGACAACAUCGUACGAGUCUGGGAUGGACGAACGUUUCAGCCACUACCUGUGGACUCCGAGAUGGCACAUAUUAAGCCCCUGUUCUCCCCUGAUAGCCAUCGGCUUCUCGUUCCCCAUGGUGGCAGCUGUGGCGUGCUCGAUUUUGUAUCCGAUGCAUGCCUCGCGCUCGACAUGCCGACACGUGGCGAGGACGUUUAUCCCAUCAGCGCCGCCUUCAGUCGCUUGGGUACGCAUAUUGCUGUUGGGUAUGACAAUGGGGUGGUCCGCGUGUGGGACGCGGCGAAUAGACAACAGUGUCUGCUCUUGAGGGCGCACGAAGACCCAGUCACUGAUGUGGUAUUUUCCCCGGAUGGUCGGCUGCUGCUCUCGGCGUCGGACGACCGGACGAUGAAGGUGUGGGAUGCGCACACGGGUGCCAUGGUGCGGUCGCUGGACGGGCACGAAAUAGGGGUGCGCGGGGCGUGCUUCUCCCCGUGCGGGACGUAUAUCGCUUCUGCAGCUGAGACGGUGAGGAUAUGGAGGACGAGCGAUGGGUCGUGUUUGGCGGUGCUCUCCGAUCACGACGAUCCCUGGGUCUCGCAUGUUGCCUUCACUCCCGACGGGACGAUGUUGUGGUCCGGGGCAUUCAAUGGGACUGUGUUGGGUCGCCGAUUACAGGACGUCAUCCCGGAUGAAUUCAAAGUUUAA
Dichomitus squalens LYAD-421 SS1 is the source of this 1011-nucleotide messenger RNA. RefSeq names its product WD40 repeat-like protein. NCBI's taxonomy places the organism in Eukaryota, Fungi, Basidiomycota, Agaricomycetes, Polyporales, Polyporaceae. The annotation marks the transcript as partial. The record is from RefSeq and is a predicted model, not a curated record. The transcript has a single exon. Gene Ontology annotation, molecular function: protein binding.